Messenger RNA from Mytilus trossulus (common blue mussel), 2609 nucleotides. Its product is annotated as fibroblast growth factor receptor 3-like. NCBI's taxonomy places the organism in Eukaryota, Metazoa, Mollusca, Bivalvia, Mytilida, Mytilidae. The transcript has 13 exons. The record is from RefSeq and is a predicted model, not a curated record. The coding region runs from base 344 to 1783 and encodes 479 amino acids.
GUCAACAUGGUCAUCUCAUGAUCAUGGUAUAUAUUAGUUGCAAUUGGCUAAUUUUAAUUAGAGUGACCAAUCAGGAAACCGCACAUGAUAGCACCAUUGCAUGUGAGGGGACGCUUGGUCUUUUACGAUUUCGUUUUGAAAGCUGCUAGACGCCAUUUUGUGAUUUCAAGAGAAAAAGCCAAUUCUGUUAACCUUAGAAGUUUUCCCACAGCUAAAGACGAUUUCAAGUUUGGAAAAGAGUGUUGGGAGUUACAGACUUCAUUUACAAGACUAAAAGUUGAAAUAAAACGUGGAAGAGGAAUGUAAUGAAUUGUGUGUUUUAUGAAUUCUUUUAAAUUUUACUAUGGGAGUAAAUUGGAGUGUUAUCAUUGUUUGUUAUUUUCUUGGAAUAUCAUUUUAUGUAGCAGGAAGCAGACAAAAAGAUAAAUACAAGAGUGCUCCACAAGUUGCUGACAUUGCCUUUCGACAUAACUUAGUUUCGAUAGAAGGAGAUAGAUUAGAACUCCCUUGUAAAGUGAUAGGCAGUCCAAGACCUUUUAAAAUAUGGUAUAAAGACCAGCGACUACUGACUUCCAAGUUUGAUAACAGGUAUAGGUUUGGAAUGAAUGCAUUAACAAUUGACCCAGUAGAAAAGAAUGAUUCUGGAAUUUACAACUGUCAUGUAGAAAAUGGACUUGGUGAAUUAUGGAUUAACUUUACUGUGAAAGUGUUGACUGAAGAAGAAGUAGAAUGGGUAGAAUACGAUGAUCCUGAUGGAAAAUGUCAAGAAGGUCCACCAAUUUUUAAAGAUAAAACUAAUGGGGAUUGGAUUGCCAGACCAGAAAUGUCUUCUGUGGAAAUUAAAUGUGUUGCUUGUGGAAAACCAAAGCCUACCAUUAAAUGGUUCAAAGACAAACAGUUCAUUGACCCUGGUGUCACAGGAGGACGGUACAAUGUUCGAGAAUACCAACUAAAGAUCGAUAGACUUCUGAAAUCUGAUGAAGGCAACUAUACAUGUGUUGUUGAGAAUGACCUUGGAAAGUUGAAUUUCACCUACAAACUUGAAGUUCUAAUGAGCAGAAUUACAAAACCAGUAAUAGUUGGACCAACAAAUCAGACAGUCCAAGCUGGGAGUGAUGCUAGGUUUGAAUGUAAAGUGUUAAGAAAUGACCUACAGCACCAUACACAGUGGUUACAACACUACACAGUCAAUGGUUCUUAUAGAGAUGAUGAAGGACAGCCACAUGUCAAAAUUAUACAGCAAUCCAUGGUGAAUGUAAGUCAACCAGAAAUACUGAUAAUAAAGAAUGUAACUAAAGACAAUGCUGGAUGGUAUACAUGUUUGAUUGCUAAUCCACUUGGUAGAGAUUAUCAGACUGCCUGGCUAACAGUUAUAGAGGGAAGUGGAUUAAUUAGACCUGCUCCUCGGCAGCAAACCUGUCCUAUAUGUUACACAAGUUUGGACACAACAACUAAAAUCUUCAAAUCCAUGGUUUGUGGAUCACAGAAAAUAUACAAAGUACAAACAGGUCGAAGAGGAAAAUAUUCAUUGAAGGUUUUUGUCAAUGUCAGGACAAAGAAGAAGGAGGCAGUUAAGAUGUUUGUAAAGAAGUCUUAUAACUCAGACUGUACCUGUGACUUACUGAAUGGUCAAAAGGGGAAAGUUUUGGUAUUUUCAGAACGAGAUCCCUUGGAUAUUGAUGCAAGAACAUUAACGAUAAAUGGCUCUAGCAAAAUCGUCAAAGUGAGCAAAGCUUUAGAGAAGGCAGUUUGGCGUCUUGUAAGAAAAAAAAUAUGUAGAUAAACAAUCAGUUUCUGCCAGUCAGAAUUCUAUUUUUACAAUUUUUUUAAGAAGAAAAUGAUAUUUUUGUAUUUUAUAUAUAUUAUUAUAAUCAUUGUACAUUUCGAAAUCCAUUUUAAAAAGUUUUUCAUGAGGCAAAUGAAAGGGUUGUUUUAUUUUCAUCUAUCUCUUAAUUGUCAUAAAUACUUAUAAUAUAAACAAUAACAAAUCUAUUUUUUAAUUAUUGAAUAACUACAUUUUUAAAAACUUACUUUUUCAAAGGGUUGUAAAAAAAAUUAUGUACAUGUAGGACUUUUUUUUAAUCCCAAUUUAUUUUUUAUGAUUUUUAUUUCCAUUUUAUAUGACUAAAUUAUGGAAUUUCCAGGAAAAGUAAAAUUACCUAUUUCUAUUGGAUAAAAUUGUAGAUUUAUGAGAACUGUUAUGAGAAAAUAUUGUAAUUAAAUGUUUCUAGUCAUAUAAUAUCUAAUCAAAUUUAGCAUUGUUCACAAAUAAUACUCAAGUUUUCAGAUAUUUUUUUUAAACUAUUAUGCAUCUAACAAUAAAAGUUAUGUACUAUUGCAAUUCUUUACACUAAAUACUACUUGAGCCACAGAAUAAAAUGGACAGACAUUUCUAUAAUAAUACAACAUGGGUUCAUUUAUGAAAAUAAUUUUAGUUUUGGGUUGAUAAUAUGUACUACAUGUGUAUGUAUGAUAAAUAUGACUACUAAGAUCAAAUAUUAGUAUUCCCAAGUAAAGAUUGUCAUGUUGGCUUUCUGUACAAAUUCUCAUGUAUAUCAUUAACAGCAAUUGAACAACCAAAUGAUAUUUUCAUUAAAUUAGUGAAUCUC